AAGGAAGGAAAGGAGGCCGCUUCUCCGUGUCAUAGCAGCCCCACCGGGCCGGGAGGCGAUCGCCAUGGAAACCCAGGCCCCGGUCCCGCCCCUGCCCCCCGCGGGAGAGCAGCGGCGGGGCGUGGGUGCCGCCGGGAGCCCGGCCGGAGCUGCGGCUGGGCCGCUGGAAGGCGGCAGCCACUGCGGUGGCUCCCUCCCCGGGCACCGCCAGGUAGAGCGCGAGGCGGGGGCGAUUCCCGGGCCGGGGAGGGAAGGAGGGAGAGGCGGGGCGUGCGGCGCGCAGGCCGGGCCCGCUCCCCCACCCGCCUCCGCCGCAGCCCGGCCUGGCCUCCCACCUGGUGCCAGGUGCCCACCCGCCAUCUUCUCCCGGACCCCCGGCACCCUCCGCCCCGCGCCGUGUCCCACGGCCUGGGGCUGCCCGGCAGCAGCCCACGGGAGCGGAACGGAGCCUAGCUCGCCAGGGCGGGGCUUGUUUCUCGUCCCCGAUCCGCACGGAGAGGCCCUGACGGGUUGCUAUGGCCGAGGAAGCCGCCGCGGCGGCGGCGUGCUUCAGCGAGGAUGAUUUUUACUGUCCCGUCUGCCAGGAGGUGUUCAAAACGCCCGUGAGGACUGCGAACUGCCAGCACGUGUUUUGCAGGAAGUGCUUCUUGACAGCUAUCAGAGAAAGUGGAACACAUUGUCCUCUCUGCCGGGGGAGCGUGACUAAAAAAGAAAGAACAUAUCCCAAAAGGGCUCUAGAUGUUGAAAACAGUAUGAAGAAAGCUUCUGGGGGCUGUAGAUGCUGUGAGAAGCAGGUUAGAUUUUCGUGGAUGAGACAGCAUUAUAAAACGUGUAAGAAGUAUCAGGAUGAAUAUGGUGUUUCUUCUAUUAUUCCAAACUUACAGAUUUCCCAAGAUUCAACAGGGAACAGUAGCAGGAGUGAUGCAAUAUCUGAUAAUGGCGAGAUGGCUAAUAAUCAAAUACUUCAAGGAGAAACAAGUGGACACCCAACCUUCAAAUGCCCCUUGUGUCAGGAAGCCAAUUUUACCAGACAACGCUUGCUGGAUCACUGUAAUAAUAGACAUCUUUAUCAGAUAGUUCCUGUAAUCUGUCCUAUUUGUGUAUCUCUUCCUUGGGCAGAUACUAACCAGGUUACUAGAAAUCUUGUUAGCCAUCUAAAUCUAAGACACCGGUUUGACUACGGAGAAUUUGUGAAUCUUCAGCUUGAUGAAGAAGCCCAAUACCAAAAUGCAGUUCAAGAAUCCUGUCAUAUCAGCAAUGCAGAGCAGGGUUUUUUCCACCUUUCAUUGAGAAAGAAUGAGGCCAUUGCCAAGGAAUAAUUACAUCCUUUUUUUCCCUUUUUGGAGCAUAACUGAAAUAGGACACUUGCUUACUAAAGUGAUGGGUGAGGAGUUUUCCUUGUACUCCCAACUACUGAGGAAGAUGACAUACUUUCUGAGCAAUUCAAGAUGACGUGCAAAAGGUAUACUUUUUUGGUAUAUGACUGAGACCAGCUAGUUUUUCAUUUUGUUGGAGCUUUUUAAGAACUUCUCUGUUGUUGCAUUUGGAAUUCAAGUUUUGGUCUGUCCUGUCUUUCAUGGAAGGCUGUGUGACUAAAGAACUAAUUGGCUUCAGAGCUACCAACGCUCGGAAAUAAACUUGUUUAUUUUGGUAAGACUGUUUAAAACUUGGACAUCUCCUGCAUCCAAAGGCUUUGAAAAAACAGUUGAGAAGAAAAGCUUGCUCUAAGAUAGUUACCAACAUAUUUUAAGAUUUCCUAUUCUAGAUUUCCAUAUUCCCAGCAAGACUGUCAUUAAAAUCAGAGAAAAGAGAGCAAUAAUGCAAUUUUGAAUUUAAAUGGAAAAUCCAUUUGUAAAACAACUAAGGUCUUUUAUUCAAUACUAAUGGGGAGAAGGGGAAAGAAAGCUGCACGGCUUAUAUUUUGUAGAUUUCAAUAGAGACUGUUCUGAAUGUAUACCUUUUAGGACUGACACUUCAUCCUGCGUUGCCGUAGCCCAUUCUCAAACUACUGUUCUUAAUGGGUAUUGUAUACGUAGUGGAGAACAUCCCCAGUAAUGUUCCUAGUCUAGUUGGUGAUUUGUGUGUAAUAAUACCAGUUGUGCAGCCAAAGUACAACCUGCUCCUUGUGCCCUGGCUCCCAUUUGCUCUCCAAAUAGAGGUUUUGAUAAUUCUUUAAAUACUGGAAUAUUUCAUAUUCCAAAACUGGUAAGGUUGAAAUGCCUCAUUCCGCCAUGUAAUGCAUUUCAGAGCCGAAUCUUAGUUCUAAUAUGUUGAGUGUUGGAACUAAAACACUAUACAGUAUAACUCGACAUUUCUAUCUUCUGGGUUUUUUUAAGAGUGUAAAAUAUUACUGAAGGCAUAGCUGGCUAAAAUACAGAGAAAGUUGGCUAUUUCAGAAACCGCUAAAGGUUAUAUCCUUUUUAUAACAACUUAACAUCUUGCAUUUUUUUACUGGCUUAAUACAGUAUUUUGACAGCAGGCCACGCUUUGAUCAUGUACUCCAACUUCCCUGUUUGCCCCCCAUACUCUUGUCUGCAUACUCUCACUUGUCUGUCAGCUGUAGUGCUUGUGUGACCACAUACUGGUUUGGAGUGGUUCACUGAUCCAACUGAAAAGGUGGUUUGGAUUUUUACUUUCUCUUUUGCUGUAUAAAGCCAACUAUGAAAUAGUGCCCUGAGACAGAAAGGAAUUUCAAGGUACCCUGAUGCUAAGGUUUUAGCUUUUUAAAAUAAAAACGCAUACCGUGGUGAUUUUAUUACUGCAUACAUUUCCUAAGGAAUUUAAUAGUUAUAUCUAAGUUUAAUUAACUUUUUUAGAUUCAAUAAAAUAUUUAUAUGAUCUGGCAAUAAAUGCCUACAGCCAAUACAGAUUCAGAAUGCCUCAUGGACACUGGAACUAGUUAUUUCUAUUACUUGAACAUAUCUUGAGAAUUGCAAAUUAAAUUACAUCUACUUUAAAACUCUGGGAAACAAAUUUUUCUAUAGCAAUAAUUAGUUGUCACUUGAUGCAUAGUUGCUGAACAUUUUAGUCAUUUAAAUGUUGAGAGACUUGGAAUACACGUUUUAAAACAACAAAUGUGUAUAAAUGCAAUAUAAAAAACCUUGCAAAAUGUUUAUUUGCAUAUGUUAAAAUCUGUAUUGGCAGGCGCUGCCUUGCUUAAGAUGCUGUACUUUUUAAUACGGAGAGAUUGCAUCCAAUACAUUCAUUAGGUAAGCGUUUAAUGAAAAUGAAACUAUUUAAAUAUGCUGCUGCUGGUCAUGAUCUUUUUCACUGAAACUCAGACAUAGGCAAAAAGCUGUGUAUUUGUGAUGGGUGAUGCUUGUACUCGAAACAUGCAAUCUUUACUAGAAGAUUGCUGUUUAACAAUGUUUUCAUGUUCACGUUGCAUUGUGUAUGGUUUCAAUAUGGUAUAUUAUGUUUGAAUUGUACCUUCUAUUUUUUUUCUAUUAAAAUAUUUUAUUUUAUUUUUGUCACUUUGUUACAUAAUAAAGAUGAUCAGUCCCCUUGGUGC
Grus americana (Whooping crane) is the source of this 3511-nucleotide messenger RNA. It is a transcript of the gene RNF138, whose product is annotated as ring finger protein 138. NCBI's taxonomy places the organism in Eukaryota, Metazoa, Chordata, Aves, Gruiformes, Gruidae. The transcript has 8 exons. Bases 516 to 1319 code for a protein of 267 amino acids. The record is from RefSeq and is a predicted model, not a curated record.